Molecule: messenger RNA, 1007 nt
Organism: Gastrolobium bilobum
Lineage: Eukaryota; Viridiplantae; Streptophyta; Magnoliopsida; Fabales; Fabaceae
Exons: 6
Coding region: 17-856 (279 amino acids)
Biological process (GO): vesicle-mediated transport
Cellular component (GO): Golgi apparatus; membrane
Molecular function (GO): small GTPase binding
Source: RefSeq, a predicted model, not a curated record
CUGAAAAUAAAUAAAAAUGAUGUCAGGACAUUACACCUCCAUUGAUAACCAAAAGGUUUCAGGAUCUGUGCGUGCAGUUCCAGAUCCCCCACCUUUCACCGUCAAUUUCACAGGUUCAAAUCUUCAGACAUUUCCUCCAUCUGGGGCACAGGGCAAGAUUACUGGUGCAUCCAGGCCUUCACACGAUGCUGAUGACACAUUUUCAAAACCGGUAUCUGGUUCUGAUGAACCCCAGCAGAGUGGUUGGUUUCGGACUUUCACCGUUGCUGCUUACAAGCCAUACUUUGAUGUUGACACUUCAGAUGUAAUAGAGAGGAUUAAAGACUCUCUCUUUCCAUUCAGAGGAACUUUCACUGAAAAAACUGCUACCAACCCUGAUUUGUAUGGACCAUUCUGGAUUUGCACUACCUUAAUAUUUGUAGCAGCAUCUAUUAGCACAUUUGUGACAUAUAUAGCGCACAAGCUGAAGAAUGAGGAAUGGAACUAUGACAUAAAUCUGGUGACUUGGUCUGCUGGUUUGUUUUACGGCUAUGUCACCAUUGUGCCUCUUUGUUUGUAUGUAAUCCUCAAAUACUUCUCUGCACCAUCGGGCCUUGUCCAACUACUCUGUCUCUAUGGAUAUUCCCUGUUUGUCUUUAUUCCAGCUCUGUGUAUGUCCGUUGUGCCAUGGGAGAUAUUCAGAUGGGUGAUUGCAGGUGUGGCUGGGUUCAUGUCAGCAACAUUUGUGGCACUUAACCUCCGGGCACAUAUCUUGUCAGCAGGUGAAAGGUGGUUCCUGAUUGUUGCUGGCAUUUUUCUAUUGCAGCUGGCUCUAGCCUUUGCACUAAAGAUCUACCUCUUCACAAUAACAGUUUGAGAGGAAAUUGAAUUAUCUUCAAUCAGCAUUAAUAAAAUAUAGAUAACGAAGAUAGAGCUUUUUGUCUUUUUAGGUUUUCAUUAAAACAAUUUGUAGCUGAAAUGUGAUUAUCAGAUUAAACCAUCAUUCAUUCAUUCAUUUGUGGCAACAU